This is a messenger RNA of Capsella rubella, 873 nucleotides long. Its product is annotated as pentatricopeptide repeat-containing protein At2g20710, mitochondrial. Bases 25 to 852 code for a protein of 275 amino acids. The transcript is spliced from 2 exons. The record is from RefSeq and is a predicted model, not a curated record. Gene Ontology annotation, cellular component: mitochondrion. NCBI's taxonomy places the organism in Eukaryota, Viridiplantae, Streptophyta, Magnoliopsida, Brassicales, Brassicaceae.
UAUUGAGUAUUAUAAUUUGUCUACAUGAGCAUGAAUCAUCUUGUUCGACGAUCACAAUUGGGUUGCUUGUUGAGGAUUCUUCCUUGUAGAUUUUCCAUUUUCCGCUUCCCCAAAACAGUACCGCUCCUAAAGAAUGAGGAAGAUUUGCUCCGAGAGCAGGAGAAGGCAAAAAGAAAGAAAUUAUUACAGAAACAUAUUCAGAAACGAAAAAAACGUUUGGAACUCGAAAGCAUUCAUCAGAGCGAGGUGGACGGUGAAAAGAUGAAAUUCAAAGGAGUACCGACUCACAAGGUAUUGGCUUCUUACAUAUUAGUAUGGGACGCAAAGGGACUGGAAAAGUAUUUGAACAAGUUAGAGGAGAAUAGACCAAAGGGGUUUGCUUUAGACAUGCUGCGUAAGUCAGAGCCAUUACUGGUUACUUCUGAGUAUUACGACAUCCUCGGACCAAGAUUGUUUAGUUUUCUCAGGCUAAUAUAUGCGCGUUUAGGAGAAAAGGAAGACCUUCGCCGUUUGUGGAACUUAGACGAUAUCGAAGGGGCUCACGAGAUUCUUGAAGAGUGGGAAGUCGGAGAGCAUCAUUGUUCCAAAGUCAAGAUAAAAGAUAUUCUCCAGUUAGAUCACUACAGAAAACUCGUGAUAGAAGACACCGUGUCAAAGGUGAAUGACGUGUUCGAAGAUCAUAAGGAAGAGGAGGAGGAGGAGAAGAAGAAGACGGCAAUGGAGGUGAGGCGAAACGGAUGGGAUCCAAAGAAAAAUCUUGCUUUGACUGCGUGCGCAUGUUUUCACUAUGUGGAUGGUCAGAGAGACAUUGAGAGUACAGUUGAUGUUUUGAGAUUCGUUGGGGACGCCUGAGCCGCAAUAUUGUUGGAAUAU